AUGCAGGUGAAACUUCGUGGCCCCCCCCUUAGCUGGGCCAUCACGCUGUGCUGCGCCAGUGCCUAUCUCCUCUACGGAUAUGAUGAGGGCGUGGUUGGUGGUUUAGUUUCCCAGCCAAGCUUUCUUGAUGCCCUGGGAAAUCCAGGCUCAGGCUACUUGGGAACCAUUAUUGCACUAUACGAUGUUGGAUGCAUGAUUGGAUGCGUGACUGCAGCCAUCGUUGGAUUCAAGGUCGGCCGGAGAUAUGUCAUUUUUGGGGGCUGCAUGGUUAUGAUUGUUGGCGCAGCCAUUCAGACUUCUACUCAUGGAGCCGGGCAAUUCAUCGCCGGUAGAAUCAUCUGCGGUAUCGGAAACGGGUUGAAUACGUCGACUAUACCCGUCUAUGUCUCUGAAACGACCAGGAGUAACCGACGUGGAAGCAUGGUAGCUGUCCAAUUAGCAAUUGUGAUCUUUGGACUUGUUGUAGCGUACUGGGUGGACUAUGGCACUGUUCACAGCCUGUCUGGCGAGAUUGUCUGGCGCUUCCCAAUUGCAUUCCAAAUAGUAUUUGCUGUGGUCACUGGUGCUAUAAUCCUCUUACUCCCAGAGUCUCCCCGGUUCCUCUAUAACCAGGGAGAGAUUCACAAGUCAGCAGAAAUCUUGUCUCAGCUGAUGGACGUUCCUAUCGACGAUGCGUCAGUAAUUUUCAUUCAAGCUGAAAUGGAAGCAGCUGUCAGAGUUGAAAAGGAGCAGCCGUUUCGGUGGAAAAGGUUUUUUGAAAAGUCCGAUGUCAAGACUUCUCGACGCCUGGUCAUCUGUUUCAUGCUACAGAUGUUUCAACAGUUUACAGGAAUUCAUGUCACCGCUGUCUAUGCAACUGUUAUCCUUACGGAUAAUGUCGGCCUGUCCCUCGAGACCAGCAGCUUAGUGGCUGGGUUCAUCCAACUUGCCUUCUUCGUCGGUACGCUACCACCCAUUUUCAUGAUCGAUCGAUAUGGAAGACGACGACUACUUCUGAUCGGGGCUAUCGCCAUGGCUAUAUGCAUGUCUAUUUUCACGGCAGCCAUCGCCGUCCCAACUGUUGCUACAGGGCGCUUGGCUUUGGCCAUGUUGAUCCUGUACGAACUCUGGUUCGGUGCAACUUGGAACUGCACACCUUGGAUCAUCGCUCCGGAGAUCACUCCUUUGCAUCUGCGUCAUGUCGGCGGUGCAAUUUGUGCAUUCUCGGAAUGGUUGUGGACAUUUGUGAUCGUCCUCAUUACUCCUGCUGCAAUCAGGAAUACUGGGUGGAGAAUUUACAUUCUCUUCUGUAUCAUGUGUGUCGUCGCAUUUGUAUUUGUCUGGUUUUUCCUUCCAGAGACUGCUGGUAAAACAUUGGAGGAAAUUGACUACAUCUUUGCUACUGGCGAGGCGAAAGAUCGUCUCGAACGCCAGUUCUUGGACGCCCAAGAGGAAACACUAGACAACGAUGCAAAAGAGAUAGCGGUAAACGUUGAGGGAAAGACAGCUUAA
Cladophialophora psammophila CBS 110553 is the source of this 1491-nucleotide messenger RNA. RefSeq lists its product as uncharacterized. The transcript has 8 exons. The coding region runs from base 1 to 1491 and encodes 496 amino acids. Gene Ontology annotation, cellular component: membrane. Gene Ontology annotation, biological process: transmembrane transport; carbohydrate transport. The record is from RefSeq and is a predicted model, not a curated record. Lineage: Eukaryota; Fungi; Ascomycota; Eurotiomycetes; Chaetothyriales; Herpotrichiellaceae. Gene Ontology annotation, molecular function: carbohydrate:proton symporter activity.